Malassezia globosa CBS 7966 is the source of this 3330-nucleotide messenger RNA. RefSeq lists its product as uncharacterized. Gene Ontology annotation, molecular function: single-stranded DNA binding; DNA endonuclease activity. The coding region runs from base 1 to 3330 and encodes 1109 amino acids. Gene Ontology annotation, biological process: nucleotide-excision repair. Gene Ontology annotation, cellular component: nucleus. The record is from RefSeq and is a predicted model, not a curated record. The transcript has a single exon. Lineage: Eukaryota; Fungi; Basidiomycota; Malasseziomycetes; Malasseziales; Malasseziaceae.
AUGGCCAUGCGUGAUAGCGAGGGACGCACGCUUUCGAACGCGCAUCUUCUUGGGUUCUUGUGGCGAAUUCUCAAGCUUCUCUUCUACGGCAUAAAGCCUAUUUUUGUAUUUGAUGGUGGCGCGCCCGUCCAAAAGCGCCGAACCAUCGCUAACCGUAAACACAGGCGCACAACAGCCGCUGACUCCCUUGCAAAGACGGCGGAAAAACUUCUUGCCGCGCAGCUCCGGCAGGCAGCCCUAAACUAUGCGUCUCCCCAAAAGCAAAGCGGCCUGGAUGCGGAACUGUUGGACAAUGGAACGGUAUACUUUGAUUCUGUCGGCCGCUCGAAUCAGCCUCAGCUCGGAGGGCGAGUGAACGAGACUGGUUUGACAGUAAAGCCAGCGCUGCAGCCGAAAAGUGCGCCCAAAGACCCGUAUCAGCUGCCUGACAUGCCACAUGACGCCUUGCUCGAGUCAAAGGGUCAGAAAGAUUUACGAUUUGCGACUGAGACGGAAUUGCGCGCGCUUAUGAACUCGAUCGCUCCUGAAGACCUUGACAUGAAUUCAGAGCUGUUCCGCAGUCUUCCACCAGAAUUGCAGUAUGAACUUGUCGGUGAUUUGCGCAUGCAGUCACGAGGCACAUCAUACAAGCGUUUGCAGGACAUGUUACACGCUGCACCUACGGCGAUUGAUUUUUCCAAAGCACAGGUUGCCGCUCUUAAAACGCGCAACGACCUCACGCAAAAAGUGCUAACCGUCACGGAUGAAAUUGGACGUGCUAAUAUAAAAGUCCCCAUGCGUGUGGAAGGCCUACGAAAUCGCGAGUAUGUACUGACGCACAUCGAUUCUGGCGACGGCGGAUUCGCUCUUGGAUCCCGCGAUGCUGGUACAACGCGAGACAAAGCCAUCAUCGUUGAUUCGGACGACACGAAACCAGAUGUGGCCUAUUACAAUCACGACGAUGACGAGGAGUUGGCAGAACUCGAUAUGGAAGAUGUUGAAAUAGGAUCGGCCCCAAUUGCCCCUGAUCCUGAGCUUGACGCUAUCGUGCAAGCUGAGCCAGAUCCUAUUGCACGCAAAGAACGAGCUCUUCAGUUCUUGAGUGCGCGCGCUGAGCAGCACCGCCGCCAAAAGCGCAAAGAAGCUGGUAUGGAUGAUUGGGAAGAACGAAUGUUUGGGCAUAUGGAGCCCGUACAAUAUGAGUCAAGUGCACUGUUUCAUGAGUCAGACGUGGGCGAUGCUGCGGAGGCAGUGGAAGCAGCACAACCCAAGGAGCCUAUUCUCCUCGACGAAACCUUCGAAGAAGUGUCUUUGCCUUCAGCGCUUCACGCGAAACCAAUUCGUUCUCGUUCACCCACGCCUCUGCCGUCGCCCACUCCAAUGCCUGCCGAGCUGAGCGCAUCAGCAAUAUCGACUGCACCACCUAACGUAUCAUCGUCGCCACCCGUGGCGCUUCGCGGUGACGAACCGGCUGCUCAAGCCUCGGCUGCUUCUGUGAGGUCGCCCCCUUCACAAUCCACGUUAAGAUCACCAGUUCCCACCGUCGCUCCACAGGCUAUUGUUCAUCCUGUACAGACAACCUCGUGUGAAAACGAAUGGGAUCCAAAGCACUCGGAAUCUUCCAGAGAAGCUGAUUCGAAUGUUCCACGUGGUAGUUCCUCCAUCCCACGCGUUGAUACGAUGGAGUCCGGAAAUCCUUCACCCAUGCGAUUGGUCUCUGCCAACAAGCUCAAGGUCACAACCGGGGAAUUGGAUGAAAAUGAUGAGUCGCACAGCGCCAUGGCUCGAGCAACAAAUAGACACGUUGAUUCGCUUGAAACUGAUUCAUACGUGAAUGUGUCAGAUGCUUAUCUGGCUAUGCCAAACGCUGCACCGAUAUCGAUACCCGUUACGCCAAGACAUGAUGCCUCGAAUGAGCCUUUUCAUCAUAAGCAUGAGGCAGCAAGUCGUGAUGUAUCCGAGAACAAGACUCGAGAGAAGUCCCCUGUCGCAUCACAUGUCGUACCACUCAGCAGCGCACCAUCGAGUCCAGAACGUUUCGAGACAUUGCGAGAUGCAAGUCCGUUGUCGGAGCGUGCAUCAUCAGCAUUUCCCUGGUCGCCUACACCAUCGCCGGAACCGGUGCCACUGGGACCGGACGGAUUCCCGCUUCCUACCGCGGAAGAAGUCGAUGAUGUUGAGAAUGAAGAAGCACACGAGCUUGGACAGUUGGAAGGCGACCAGUCGGAGUUCGCCGACUUUCUCAGUACGACCACAGGGCAAAGUCUUCCGGCUAUGCGAAAAGAAGUCGAGGCAGAAGUAGAUGCAUUGCGUCGCGAACGCGCACGACUUCGGCGCUCCGACGAAGAGAUCACACAACAGAUGACGGCGGAAAUUCAGGCUCUCUUGCGAAUCUUUGGCUUGCCGUAUCUGACGGCGCCUAUGGAAGCCGAGGCUCAGUGUGCACAACUUGCAAUGCAGCAUCUCGUGGAUGGAAUCAUCACAGACGACAGCGAUGUCUUUUUGUUUGGCGGCACACCAGUUUACCGCAAUAUGUUCAACAAUCGUCGCUCUGUGGAGUGCUACUGGAUGAACGACAUGCAUCGAGAGCUCGGCUUGUCUCGUGAGCGGCUCAUCCAACUUGCAUUUUUGCUGGGUAGCGAUUACACGGAAGGCCUGCCUGGCGUCGGGCCUGUGCUGGCGAUGGAAAUCCUCUCUCUUUUUCCAGGUGAUUAUGCACUCGUUCACUUCCGCGAGUGGUGGCAACAUGUGCAGAUUGGUGCAGACGACGAGGUCCAUGAUGCCCGCUCGAAGGUCCGCCGGCGAAUCAAGCGUGCGCUACGAGACAAAGUGCAUUUAUCAGAGGAAUGGCCCGACCCACUUGUGCAGCAAGCAUAUUGGGAGCCUCAAGUCGAUGACAGCGACGAGCCAUUCGUGUGGGGCCAGGCUGAUCUUGAUGCCAUCCGCGCAUUCUUACAAGAGUACCUGCGCUGGCCACCGAGUAAAACGGACCAGUACGUCCAGCCUGUCAUGGAGCAGCAACGCAAAACAGAUCGCUUGCGGCGCGUGCAAGCGACGCUUGAUCAGGCUGGUUUUACGGGAGGCCGCGUCCCUGCGCCCGCACGAAGCAAUGCGUUUGAGUCAACACGCCUGCAGCGUGUUGUCCAAGACUUUCGGUAUGCGCAACGCACUGACGAGACGGAGCCGCCGAAUAAGCGCGCUAGAUCUCGGCCUGAGCCCCGUGCGCAGCGUCGACGCCCUCGGUCGGGGCACUCAAGCGACGACGACGCAUACGAACCGACAUCCAUCCGGCAUCGACGUCCUUCCAGCCGCUCGCGCGGGCAGACAUCAUCGUUGCACCUUUCCAUGUAA